Molecule: messenger RNA, 3585 nt
Organism: Rhagoletis pomonella (apple maggot)
Lineage: Eukaryota; Metazoa; Arthropoda; Insecta; Diptera; Tephritidae
Product: C-mannosyltransferase dpy-19 homolog
Cellular component (GO): nuclear inner membrane
Molecular function (GO): mannosyltransferase activity
Source: RefSeq, a predicted model, not a curated record
GCACCGGCUUUUUCUUUUUAUACGUACAACAUGUGCGUUCAAUAUUUGAAGCCCGUACCAACAUAGCACAUUUAACACAAUUAGAAAGAGAAUCAUUACUACGUCGAGAGGAUUCAUUGUAUUAUUCAUUUUAUAAGACCCUCACAGAAGAAGCCGAUUUCUGGAGUGGCUACAAUAAACUAAAAAAUGUGACUGGUAUUGAAUACCCACAAAGUGUAAAUGUACUGGAGCGAUUCCAUGUGCUCCCCGAACUCAUGAUCGGGUACCUAUAUCACCUGCUUAGGCGUUACACAUUCAACGAAAACUUUCCGAUUUUUAGCUGUUGGCGUAGCAAUGACAUUCGAUUGCCAUUGGAGCAUCGACACUGUGAUGGCUUCGGGCAACCAAUGCAAUUUUAUUUGGAAUGUGUCUGGCUUCUGGGGGGAUUAACUGUUCUAGUCAUUUACAUAUAUGGAACAUUACUAAGCGAAAAUAUCUUUGGAGGAAUUUACGCAGUGGUAUCGUACAUUAUGUUUCACAGUUUCGCGUCAAAAAUUUACGAUUCACCCGUAGCCCGUGAAAACUUUGCAUUUCCAAUUAUUUUCAUGCAAAUAUUUUACCUUUGCUUAUGUAUUGAUCGUGUGACAGAGCGGAAGGAAAAUCACAUGCGAGUUUUUAUUACCAUCAAACUGGCGGGGCUAACUGCGCUCGCUCUUCUGUGUUGGCAGUUUUCAUCCGUCAUCUUUGCAACGCAAGUUCUCAUUAUGAUGAUGCCUUGGUCAUUAAGUCCAGUUUCUGAGGUUGUUUCUAGCACCUUCAGCAUCGACUAUGCGACCUCUCAACUCAUUGCUACCGUAGUAGCAUAUUAUUGUUCAUUCUGUAACAAAAAAUAUAUUUUCGCCUGGCAAAUUGGGCCGGCAAUUGGUCUUUUGUUUAUUAGCAUCGGACGAAGGCUAAAACCUCAGUCACCAAAUAGCAACUUUUCACUAAAAUCCAUAUGGCCUGGCUUGCUGAUGGCAUUCAGUGCGCAAGGCACCCUAAUUGAUUUGUUGGAAAAAACGGGAAUGGCUCGCUCUGUAGACAAUGGAUUUGCCUUGUACCGUGAUUUAGUGGUGCAUUGGUGUUUGCAGGCAAAGGUUAAUUUUACUACCAGUCUUGCGGCAUGCAAUCCAGCUUACCAGCGUUUAAAUUUUGCUGACUUAUGGGAGCUUAUUAAAACCCUUAUUGUAAAACCGUAUUGUAUGUAUGGUGUGGUGAUGUUAGCAAAGUUCUUUCGCAAGUGGCGCAAGAGCAGCGAAAACAAGACGCCUAGCAAGGAUAACGUAGAACGAGCUAAAAAAUAUAUAUUAGAAGAUUUUUUGGAAGAAAAUCACAUUUCUAUGCGAGAUAUGUCAAAUAAAGAGACUGAAAAUGAUUUGAAUGAAUGCUUAAAGUUAUUGGAGGAUUGUGACUACGAUUAUGAGCGAUAUAAAGUAGAAAAGGCAAAAAUUAAAAGCAGCAAAAUAGAUGAGCAUGCGGAGUUUAUGAACAACAUCAAGUUACUAAAAGAGCAGAUAAAAGAGCGAAACCAGCAAAAGGAAAAGGAGAAUCUGCAAACUAUGUAUGUAAAUAAUACAGAAAACUUAGAUAAGAAACAAGAGAAGAUUACUGAAGACAAUAAACCUCCGUCCAAACACGAUGAUGUGGCAACGGAAGAUAACGUUCAUGAAGCACCGAGAGCACCAAAAGUCUGUGAAGAUCAUGUAUCAACUGCCGCUAAGGAGGCAAACGAUGCAGCUGAGAGUGACAAAGCUACUAGGGAUACUAAGAGUUCUCGCCGCCCACGUUCUAAGACAUCAGACUUCAGUGCUGCCAGGACUGAUUAUCAAAGCGAUAUUUUCAGCUUUCACUAUCUCUACAGCUUUAUACAAAUGAUUGUUUUUACCGCACUCGGCCUUAGUAUUAGAAAAUUAUUCUUCCUAUCCUUCACGCAAGGUUGUGUUAUUGCACCUACAAUAUGCUCCAAGUUCUGGUAUCGUAAACAACGCAAUAUAUUUUGGACAGUGUCGUUGGCAGUUUUUUUAACUAGUAUGGUGAAUCCUGGUUUAGUGAACAUACGUGAAGAGUACUUUCCCACCCGGCAAGGAAAUACUAAUGAUGAUUUGGACAGUAUGUUGGAGUGGAUCAAGAUGAACACCGAACGUGAUGCUGUGUUUGCAGGUCCAGUAGACAUUAUUGGUACGGUGCAUUUAGUUACUAGACGCCCAAUUGUAAACCAUGCGCAUUUGGAAAUGAAGCACAUCAACGAACGUACCGAACAUGUCUAUACGGUGUUCAGCCGCCAACAAUCAUCCGAUGUUUACAAUCAAUGCUCACAACUGAAAGUACAAUACUUGAUUAUAUCCAUUCAAGACUGCAGCAAUGAAAUUCGUGACGAAUGCGACGUACUUUCCAUCUGGGAUGAUCUGCAGCCGUCAUAUCGCAAGUAUCCACAGUUUUGUUCCGAAUUAGUCAACAAAAACAUACCGAGUUUCUUGAAAGUAUUCUCAAAUGAUUACUAUGGUAUUAUUAAGAUGUUUUCUCAGAGUGUACAGAUCAAUUUAAAGCACAGUAAGAUGCCCGAAAAAGUUAUGUAGCUAUGUGGUCCAAUGUGUUGUUUCGAAUGUCAGUGAAGCAAUUGUAAGGAAUCGGUUAAAAAUGGGAAAGGUCAAUUAAGUUAUAAUUUUUAUAAAGCUAGUUACUCUAAUAGUUUAUAUUUAUUAUCAUUUUGACGUGAGACUUUUUAAGCCUUCAAAUAUGUAUAUUAACGAAAUGAAAAGUAAAUAAUACCUAGAUGUGGUUAUCUAAAUAACUAUAACAUUGAGAAAAAUAAACAACCGGAUCUGAUUGAAUGAAAGUGAGUGACUACAUAAAAACAGGAUAGUAGUACCCCGUUUCAAAUUACUAAUAAUGCUGACUAAAACUUUUUUGAAAUCAAAUAAAAGAACAUAGAAAACGUAAGAUGCUGGGCUGGGCGGUAACGUUUGUGUAGCAAAAUUUGACUAUGUUGUUUAGCCACUGAAUUUGAUUUUCGAGGUAAAGUAAUAUACUUAAAUAGAGAAACAAAACACACUUUGCAUGCUCUUUGUAAAAAGCUUAGAAAACAAAGUCGAAAGUUUAGGCUGUUUAAGCAGUUCAAUUAAAUUAAAUUAAAUUAAUUUAGUUUUUGCGGGUCGAAACAUGAAUGGUCGGGUCUGUUCCUAUACAGUAGAUUUGUGUUUGUUUUCUAUGUUCUUUGGUUAGGUUUAAAUAUUAAAGACAGACACAUGCAUACAUAUGUAUGUACAUAUCGAGGGCUUAUAUUCAAUAUGGUCUAUCUACAGUUUCCUCAAAAACUAUAUUCCCAUACAAAACUCCACUUUAGACCUAACUGUCAUCGAUGAUGUUAAUGCUGGCCUUGUAUAUCAUCAGCAAAAUUAGCUAUUGAAUUUCGAAAUUAAAAUUGCAACUAGUCUAAUAAUUAAGUCUCAGAUAGGUUCUAAGAUCAGAAAGUAGUUUUUGUGUAAACUGCAGAUAGGUCGUAUUGAAUAUAUGUAAGCCCUCGAAAUGUACAUACAUUAGGGCGGGUCAAUUUGUAUGGGAGUUUUA